This is a messenger RNA of Lepus europaeus (European hare), 1322 nucleotides long. RefSeq names its product 17-beta-hydroxysteroid dehydrogenase type 3-like. Gene Ontology annotation, cellular component: endoplasmic reticulum. The transcript is spliced from 10 exons. Gene Ontology annotation, molecular function: oxidoreductase activity. The coding region runs from base 368 to 1120 and encodes 250 amino acids. Lineage: Eukaryota; Metazoa; Chordata; Mammalia; Lagomorpha; Leporidae. The record is from RefSeq and is a predicted model, not a curated record.
GGUUGGGUGGCACAGCCGCAAAGCGGCGCUCCCGGAGCCCCCAGUCUUGGCCUUGGCGCCUCCCAGGCUGUGAGCUAAAUAAAUCUCUGUGUGUGUGAAGUUAGGCUGCCCCGGGCGCGCUGUCACUGUAAGAGAAGCCGGAGCAGGGCCGCGGCCGCAGCCCCCGCCGCCUGCGCCCUGCUGCCCUCGCCAUGCGCCUGCGGGUGGCCUGAGGAGUGAGCCCGCCCGAGAGCCCUGCCCACCCCAGCGUGGACCCGGAGACCAGAGGGCGGUGGCCCGCUGGCCGAAGCAGCGGGGUUUUCAGGCUCUCGGCUCGGCCCCCGUUCCUUGCCGGUUCAGAAAGCCGGGAGUUACCGUCGGACCCGACAUGGCACCUAAGCUCGCCCGGAGAGGACUCAAUGUGGUCCUCAUCAGCCGGAACCUGAGCAAGUUGGAGCUGGAGGCAAAGGAGAUAGAGCGGCUGCAUGGUCGGCGCACUCGAGUCAUCCAGGCUGACUUCACCGGGGGCCUGCAGAUCUACGGGGACAUCGAGGCGGAGCUGCAGGGCCUGGAGGUCGGCGUCCUGGUGAACAACGUGGCCAUGACUUACGGGGGAAAUAAGCUGAAGCGGCUGCUGGACUGCGAGAACCCGGCCAAAAGCAUGAUGGAUGUGGUGAACUGCAACAUCCUGUCCAUGGUCCAGAUGACGCGCAUUGUCCUGCCCCAGAUGGUCAGCAGGCGCAGGGGCGUCAUCGUCAACCUGUCGUCGGUGGCCAGCCUGCGGAGCGUCCCGCUCCUGGCCAUGUACGCGGCUUCCAAGGCCUUUGUGCGAAGCUUCUCCUUGGCGGUGGCCACAGAGUACCGCCCCCUGGGCAUCACCGUGCAGGCCGUGAGCCCCUGCGUGGUCUCCACAAAUAUGACCAGUCACCCCACACCCGGGCCUCUGAUCAAGCUGCCUGAGGACUUCGCCCGCGAGGCGCUCGACACGCUGGGCCUCUCCUCCGAUGUCUCGGGCUGCCUCAGCCACGCCCUGCAGACCCUGCUGAUGCCGGUGGUCCUGCCUGAGUGGCUGAUUCACACUCCGUGGGGGAGCCAGCUUUUGCUGAAGGUUACUGGCUCGUUAAUGGAUUUAAGCGAGUGAGCAGGUGCGGCGGCCUGGCCCGUGUCUCCGCACUCCAGAAGCCUGGGCCGGUGCUGGCUGGCCUCCCAGAGACGUCUCCCACGUGGGAACAGACCACCAGGCCCGUGGCACAAUCAGAGCCCAGCACGGCCUCUGGCAGAGAGGCCUGCUGGCAGCCAAGCCACUUGGAGAAAAAUUACAAUAAAUAAAUAGAUACACGCGA